GCGAGCACGGGGCAGCAGCUUUGCGUAACACCAGAGGAAAUAGCAGCCGUUAGUUUGAUUUUAACACGACGUGGUUGAGUAUCUAAAGGUUUGUGAAUGUGGUCCUAAUGGGCGGUCCCCAUCCUGUAGCUGCUUGAGCCGGAUAAUCUCAUUUCAAAACAAGGGUCGAAGCUAAAGAAACACGUUGUCAGGCUGCUCGUCUUUGUCAGGCAGCGGUGGAAUCACUAGUAAGUGGGUCGAUCGGUCAAGAAACGGUGUCUGGCCUUAGCACAGUUUUAAGAGAAACCCCGUUGAUCUCGUAGUCAGGAUGCUGUGCCAUGAUCAGCAUGUGAACGGUGUCAGUGGACAGGAGCACCCGAUGAAGCAAGUACGGUUUGCAAACAACAAUAACAACAGCAACAGCAACAGCAGCAGUGUCCCUGUAGUGCUGACCAGCCCUGAACCAAGUGAUCCAACCGCGCAGCCAGUCAGCCAGGAUAACCUGGGCCCUCAGCUCAAACUGCUUCCUCUGAACGACCAGAUCCGUGAAUUACAGACUAUAAUCAGAGACAAGACAACCAGCAGGGGAGAUUUUGUGUUUUGUGCUGACAGACUGAUCAGGCUUGUAGUUGAAGAGGGCUUGAAUCAGCUCCCCUACUCAGAAUGCACUGUGACCACACCAACAGGGUACAAGUAUGAAGGUGUCAAGUUUGAAAGAGGCAACUGUGGAGUUAGCAUUAUGAGAAGUGGUGAGGCCAUGGAGCAGGGUCUCCGCGACUGCUGCCGCUCCAUCCGGAUUGGCAAGAUCCUCAUCCAGAGCGACGAAGAGACACAGAAGGCGAAGGUCUACUACGCCAAGUUCCCCCCAGACGUGUAUAGAAGAAAAGUGCUGCUCAUGUACCCCAUCCUUAGUACAGGGAACACAGUGAUUGAAGCGGUGAGGGUGCUGAUAGAGCACGGAGUGCAGCCCAAACAUAUUAUCCUCCUCAGCCUCUUCUCCACGCCUCACGGAGCCAAAUCUAUAAUCCAGGAGUUCCCAGAUAUCACCAUCUUGACCACAGAGGUUCACCCAGUGGCUCCGACACAUUUUGGACAGAGGUACUUUGGUACUGACUAAACAGAGGACAACGUGAGGAACAUGAUGGGGCAAUCUGUUUUGAGUAUAUUUUGUUGUUUAUUUAAAUGUAUCUCAUGUUCUCCUUGUUGUGCCAAAAUAAAUACUGCAAUAUUA
Messenger RNA from Seriola aureovittata, 1210 nucleotides. RefSeq names its product uracil phosphoribosyltransferase (FUR1) homolog (S. cerevisiae) (gene uprt). The transcript has 7 exons. The record is from RefSeq and is a predicted model, not a curated record. Bases 308 to 1096 code for a protein of 262 amino acids. NCBI's taxonomy places the organism in Eukaryota, Metazoa, Chordata, Actinopteri, Carangiformes, Carangidae.